This is a messenger RNA of Durusdinium trenchii, 624 nucleotides long. The record is from the annotation of a GenBank genome assembly. NCBI's taxonomy places the organism in Eukaryota, Dinophyceae, Suessiales, Symbiodiniaceae.
AUGAGGGCCGUGCCAAGAGCAGCUCGGGCCGUGCUCAAUGCCUUGAGGCAACCACCGGGCCGAUUUCUGAGGAGAUUUGCAGUCGAGGUGGAACUGGGUGGGCCCGCCGAUGUGGCGGCCUUCGCAGCACUGGAACCUCAUCCCAGGAGCGUGCAGUAUUUGACAUCCACCGUGGACCCCGUGGAGAUCUCGCGCUUUCUGCAGACUGAGAUGCCCAUCCGCUACGCCGAGCGAAUCCGUUCGCUGGAGCACGUGCCUCAUUGGAAGGAGGUGCGAAACCUCGUUGAAGUGCACCAGAUCCACACUCAAUCCUUUGAAGCCUUCCGCAAAGCUGACCUUCCUUCCUUCGCACAGGUGUCCCACGAGGCGAUCUUGCGGGAGCAGGUGGUGGUCGAGCUCUUGGCCAAGUCGGUCCACCAACUACGGCGAGAGUUUGGGGAGACGAUCAAGGAGGAGUUUGUGCAGAAUCAUGGGGCAACAAAAUCACCAUGGGCAAUCCGCCGAUCGAACCCCGCACUGCAAGAACAAGUUCCUGGACGAUUUUCUGCUGAAUCGCAUCGGCUGCCAAGUCCUGCUGAGCCAUUUCUUAGCUUGCCGAGCAGGGCAGGAGCAUGGGAUCAUUGA